AGACCCUAUAGCAGGGGUGUCCAACCUUGAAAUUUCAAGUUCACAAGUCUUAAAGUUCCCAAGGCUGAAACACCCCUACCCCCCCAUCCUACACCAUUCCAAACUAUGUAUUGGGUUUCCCCAAAAAUAAGACCCUGUCUUAUAUUUUUUUGAACCCUGAAAUAAGCGCUUGGCCUUAUUUUCGGGGAGGUCUUAUUAUUUUGGGGCGCGUGGAGCAAGACGGGGCUCCUCUUGCCAUCUUACCUGAUUUCCAGCUCUCUCUCCCUAACCCUAACCAGAGGAAAUGGCGGGGACCAGCUGUGCAUGCGGUUAAGUAUUUUCGGGGAGGGCUUAUUUUAGUGCAUGCGCUCAAAAGCCCGAUUGGGCUUAUUAUCCAGGGAUGUCUUAUUUUCAGGGAAACGGUAAUCUCUUGAAAACCUCCAGUGAUGGUAGCAAGUUGUCCCACUGGUUAAUGGUUCUCAUAAUUCCAUAUUCUGCACUUCUGGAGGGAAAAUGGCUCUGUUUUCUUCUCCUUGCCCCAUUUGGGUUUCGGAAGGGGAGUGUGACCAGCUCUUCCCUUCACUUGGUCUUCAUGGGGCCGGGCUCCACAUCCUCUGCUGAUUCUCGCCGCUUUCUCGGUUCCUCUGAAGUUUUUGGCAUUGGUGCCGAGAGUUGGACACGGGAUCCAGGAGGGCCUGAGCCAAGCACGAUGCUUCUGUUGGCAUGCCUGACGUGAUCUUGGCCUUUGGGGCAGCCCCGUCUCCAAGAGCUUCAUGCAGCACCAGCGCUGCCCAGUGGUGACCCUGGAGCCUGCCCCACUGCCGGUGACGCCGCCGCUGUCUCCCCAGCCCUCCACCCUGGCCAGCAGCCGCUCUGAAAAGAGCUCGUCAUGGUCCAGCCGCUCACUGGGCGCCCGGUGCCGCAACUCCAUCGCCUCCUGUCCUGACGAGCAGCCCCACAUCGGCAACUACCGGCUGCUCAAGACCAUCGGCAAGGGCAACUUCGCUAAGGUCAAGCUGGCCCGGCACAUCCUGACGGGCAGGGAGGUGGCUAUCAAAAUAAUUGACAAGACGCAGCUCAAUCCAACAAGUCUCCAGAAGCUCUUCAGAGAAGUCAGGAUCAUGAAGGGACUGAAUCACCCCAAUAUCGUGAAACUCUUUGAGGUGAUUGAGACGGAGAAGACCCUCUACCUGGUGAUGGAGUAUGCUAGCGCCGGAGAAGUUUUCGAUUACCUGGUUUCCCAUGGCCGCAUGAAGGAGAAAGAAGCCCGGGCCAAGUUCAGACAGAUUGUCUCAGCUGUGCAUUACUGUCACCAGAAGAAUAUUGUACACAGAGACCUGAAGGCAGAAAACCUGCUGCUGGAUGCGGAUGCCAACAUUAAAAUAGCCGACUUUGGCUUCAGCAACGAAUUCACGCUUGGCUCCAAGCUGGACACCUUCUGCGGAAGCCCCCCCUAUGCCGCCCCUGAGCUCUUCCAGGGGAAGAAGUAUGAUGGGCCGGAGGUGGACAUCUGGAGCCUUGGGGUCAUUCUGUACACCCUGGUCAGCGGCUCCCUGCCUUUUGAUGGGCAGAACCUCAAGGAGCUGCGGGAGCGCGUGCUGCGUGGCAAGUACCGUGUCCCCUUCUACAUGUCCACAGACUGCGAAAACAUCCUGAGGCGCUUCCUGGUGCUGAAUCCUGCCAAACGCUGCACCCUGGAGCAAAUAAUGAAGGACAAGUGGAUCAAUAUCGGCUACGAAGGGGACGAGCUGAAGCCUUACCGAGAACCCGAGGAGGAUUUUGCAGAUGCCAAGCGCAUAGAGGUCAUGGUGGGCAUGGGCUACAGCCGGGAGGAGAUCAAGGAGGCCUUGGCCAACCAGAAGUACAAUGAGGUCACAGCCACCUACCUGCUGCUGGGCAGGAAGAACGAGCAGGUGGAAGCGGGGGAGUCCCGCACAGGCAGCAGCCUCUCGCUGGCCCGAGCACGGCCACCCAGUGAGGUCUCCAACGGCACCAGCAAGUCCUCCUCACACGCCAAGGGCCAACGGAGCUCCUCCACAUACCACCGGCAACGGCGGCACAGCGAUUUCUGUGGCCCUUCCCCCACCCCCCUGCACCCCAAGCGGAGCCCCACCAGCACCGGGGACGGGGAGCUGAAGGAGGAGCGGAUGCCCUCGCGCAAGGCCAGCUGCAGCGUGGUGAGCAGCGGCCGGGGGGGCCUCCCGCCCUCCAGCCCCAUGGUGAGCAGCGCAAACAACCCCAACAAAUCGGAGAUCCCUGACCGGCGCAAGGACAGUGCGGUCAACACGAAUAACAUCCCGUCCAGUAUGAUGACGCGGCGGAACACGUACGUCUGCACGGAGAGGCCUGGGGGCGACCGCCACUCCCUGCUCCAGAACGGGAAGGAGAACAGCUCAGGUGCCAGUCGGGUGCCCCCGGCCUCCCCCUCCAGCCACAGUAUCGCCACCUCCUCCUCCUCGUCCGACCGCACCCGGCUCUCUCGCGGCACCAACAUCCGCAGCACCUUCCACGGGGGACAAGUGCGGGACCGGCGUGGCACCGGCGUGCAGAACGGGCCGCCCCCCUCUCCCACCCUCUCCCACGAAGCCCCCACUCUGCCUCAGAGCCGCAGCCGGGCCACCUCCAACCUGUUCAGCAAACUGACCUCGAAGCUCACGCGGAGGGUCGCAGACGAACCUGAGAGAAUCAGGGGACCUGCGCUCACAAGUUGCAAUCUACCUUGGCAUCAAAAGGAAGCAGAACCCCGGCUGCUCCGAUUUACCUGGAAUGUGAAGCUAACCAGCACCCGCUCUGCCGAGGCCAUCCUGGCCGCCCUCUGCCAGGCCACGGACUCUGCCAACUGCUGCCGCCGCCAGACGGAGCCCUUCGUCCUCUCCUGCACCCACGGGAAGAGCGCCAGUGAGAACUUCUGCUGCUUCGAGGUGGAGGUCUGCCGGCUGCAGCGGCUGGGGGGCCUGCACGGGGUGCUCUUCCGGCGCCAGGCUGGCACCUCCCUGGCCUUCCGCAGCCUGGUGGCCAAAAUCACAGACCGGCUGCAACUCUAGGGUGGCCCGGCCUGCUCCGUGCAUUGACUGACCCCCAGACUGGGGAGCCGCGUGGGGGAGGACAUGGCCCUGGGACCUUCCUACCUUCCCUCUGGGGCCCAGGCAGUCCUUGGGCCCACCUCUGCUGCCAGUGGGAGCAGUCACUGCCUGCCUGCCAGCCAGCCUGUCAGUGGUGCUAGGAGGGGUACAGGGGGAGGGCAGGAGGGAGGGGAGAGUAAGGGGGGCUGGCAGAGAAGGACACUGGCUCCUCCUCUGGCCCCUAAUUGGGUGAGGGAAAGGCUAGCCAGCCUUCCCUUUCCCAAGUCACAUGGGGGGAACUGCAGGCGAGGCUCUGGCGUGCCCCCUGCUUCAUCCGUUGUGCAAAGGGGACUCCUGCCCAUUGUGCUGUGGCCACCAGCCGUGACACUUUCACUCGCCACCUCAUUGCCAUCCAGGAGCCAAAGUGCUUUCAUUUCCCCAAGUGGAGGGGGGGCGGUUUUGGGGCUUGCCCAUAGAGUGUCCUGCCUCCCUUUCCUGGCACCCACAAAGGCUGACACCCCCCCCCCCACCCGGCUCCACUCUGGCUGGAUUGCUGGCAAGAAGAGCUGCUGCCCCAGGAACCCAAGCAUCCUCCAGGACAAGGGGGACCACUGCGGUCUGGUUCAGCGGGGGAGGGGUUGGGCAGGAGAAUGGAGCAAAGUGGUUCAACUGAACCAGGGAUGGGGGUGGGGGGGAGCUGAGCCAGGAGGGGCCGCCUGACUGGCAAAGGGGUUGCAGCGCCAUGUCCAGCCUUGCCUUCAGUGGCAGCACCAUUCACACCCAACCGGGCAGGCAGCUGUGCACUUGAGCAGUUUGGGCACCGGAGGCCCUCCUGCCCAAAGGCCUGCAGGCCAGAAGGUCCCGAGCACCGGGCAGCAGGCAGAAUCCCCACAUCUCCAUGCAGAGCUCGUGACCGGACUAAGAACCAAGGCUGAAGCCUGAAGAAAGUGGAGCUGGUGCCAGGACCCCGCUCGGAAGGGGCUGGUCCUCCCGAGUGGGUGAAAGAGCCAGGAUUCGGUCACCUGACGGCUGCUGGCCAUCUCACUGCGGUGGGCAGGAGUUGGUGAUGCUGGCUGCCCAAGAAGCUCUGCUUCAGUGCAGUAGGAGGGCCAUGCUGGGUGGCAGCUUGGCACCUUUCAACCCUGGGAGUUUGGGGCCCAGCAGUGGGAAAGAGCCAUGGAGGGGGACUGGCACAGCAGGCGGCAGAGCUGCCAGGUGCCCUGGGCAUGGAUAGGGUGGAUCUGUUUGGCCAGGGUAAGUGGGGGGCCUUGUCGGACGGGCCCAGAGACACAGCUGCUGAGGGGAGAGUUGGCCACUCCAGUGGGGAAAGCUGCAGUGCCCCUCCCUCCUCCCCCCCAGCUUUCCUUUGUUUACUGGGUGCCCCUGCUGUGACUUCCCCCUUCUCCUCAAAUCUGGCCUCUUGGGUGCCCCCCACUCUGUACAGACCCCCUGUAAAUAAUAUUCCCUUAGCCCCGUAUCACUGGGUAGAGAUAUUAAGCGCCACCUUUUCACCUCUGGACGAUGUAAGUUAUUCCGGCCCCAAAUGAUGGUCGUGUCCAACCCUCAAUAAAUGUAGAAACUCUC
This is a messenger RNA of Pantherophis guttatus, 4625 nucleotides long. The record is from RefSeq and is a predicted model, not a curated record. NCBI's taxonomy places the organism in Eukaryota, Metazoa, Chordata, Lepidosauria, Squamata, Colubridae.